GCUAAAGUACUAUCUACCUAUUACGUAUUUUGUGUCUGAUUUUCGAACCGCUCGCCGACUUCACCGAAUAAUCGGUUACGUUGGUUGGUUUAGUUUCUUUUAAUAUCCUGACGGAUCGUUAAAAGAAAUAAACUUAAAACACUUAAUCGAAAUGAUGUCGAACGCGUUGAAACGUACACUCGUUAAUCAUGGAUUACGGGAGUUCAAGAAAUCCUCAAUAUUUUUAACAUUAAGGACAUCAUCAUUGAGCACAUCGGCAGUUCUCAAAGGCAAUUCUGAGGUAGCUACUGAGUAUCGGGUCGAAAGAGAUACUUUUGGUGAGUUGAAAGUUCCUUGUGACAAAUACUAUGGUGCACAAACUAUGCGAUCAAAGAUGAAUUUUCCGAUUGGUGAUGCCUCUGAACGCAUGCCUUACAAUGUAAUUUGUGCAAUGGGUAUACUAAAGAAAGCUGCAGCAGAAGUAAAUAAGGAAUUUGGAUUAGAUGCAAAAAUAGCAGAUGCUAUUAGCAAAGCUGCGGAUGAUGUUAUAAGCGGUAAACUUUACGACGAACAUUUCCCAUUGGUAAUUUGGCAAACAGGUUCCGGUACGCAAACCAAUAUGAACACCAAUGAGGUAAUCUCAAAUCGUGCAAUUGAAUUACUUGGUGGUAAACUUGGAUCGAAAACACCUGUGCAUCCAAACGAUCAUGUGAAUAAAUCUCAAAGUAGUAACGACUCGUUUCCGACUGCUAUGCACAUAGCAGUCGCUUGUGAAAUUAAUAAAGUAUUGCUUCCUGGUUUGCACUGUUUGUACGAAGCAUUGAAUGAGAAAGCUGAAGCAUGGAAAGAUAUUAUAAAAAUCGGUAGGACUCAUACUCAGGAUGCUGUGCCUUUAACGUUAGGUCAAGAAUUCUCAGGUUAUGCAACUCAAAUUUGCAAUGGUAUUAAAAGAGUAGAAAAUACCCUUCCACGAUUAUACGAAUUAGCACUUGGCGGUACUGCAGUUGGAACUGGUUUAAAUGCACCGAAGGGUUUUGCGGAAAAAGCAGCGGAAAAGAUUGCACAAAUUACUGGCUUACCAUUUGUGACCGCCCCUAAUAAAUUUGAAGCUUUGGCUAGUCACGAUGCUAUGGUAGAAGUGCAUGGUGCACUUAACACGUUAGCAGCUUCAAUUAUGAAGAUAGCCAAUGAUAUUCGAUUUUUGGGAAGCGGACCGCGUUGCGGUUUAGGAGAACUGGCGCUUCCUGAGAAUGAACCAGGAAGUUCAAUUAUGCCUGGUAAAGUAAAUCCAACACAAUGUGAAGCAAUAACUAUGGUCUGUUGUCAAGUAAUGGGUAAUCAUGUUGCCACAACUGUCGCCGGUAGCAACGGGCACUUUGAACUUAAUGUAUUUAAACCAGUCAUAGUUGCAAACACAUUGAGAUCUACAAGGCUUCUAGGCGACGCUUGUGCCGUAUUUACAAAGAACUGCGUCGUAGGCAUUAAACCAAAUACUGAACACAUUAAGAAGCUCUUAAACGAAAGUUUAAUGCUCGUCACGGCAUUAAAUCCACACAUUGGUUAUGACAAGGCUGCUGCAAUUGCAAAACAAGCACAUAAAGAAAAUCUCACGCUAAAAGCAUCAGCGCUGAAGAAUGGCGUGACUGAACAACAGUUUGAUGAGUGGGUCAGACCCGAAAAUAUGCUUGGUCCUAAAUAAACAUUUUUGUUAAACGGAUAAAUUAUAGGAAUUCGAUUUUCGUUUAUUUAACUUAAAAUUUAUACUUAAUUUUAUGAACGUGAAGAGUAAUAUUUAUACUGCCAUCGAUAUUGUACAUGAAAAAUUGUCUUUCGUAUUUGUAUGU
Colletes gigas is the source of this 1823-nucleotide messenger RNA. RefSeq names its product fumarate hydratase, mitochondrial-like. The transcript has 7 exons. Bases 152 to 1678 code for a protein of 508 amino acids. Gene Ontology annotation, cellular component: mitochondrion; tricarboxylic acid cycle heteromeric enzyme complex. Lineage: Eukaryota; Metazoa; Arthropoda; Insecta; Hymenoptera; Colletidae. Gene Ontology annotation, biological process: tricarboxylic acid cycle; fumarate metabolic process; malate metabolic process. Gene Ontology annotation, molecular function: fumarate hydratase activity. The record is from RefSeq and is a predicted model, not a curated record.